Ceraceosorus guamensis is the source of this 1727-nucleotide messenger RNA. RefSeq lists its product as hypothetical. The record is from RefSeq and is a predicted model, not a curated record. The transcript has a single exon. NCBI's taxonomy places the organism in Eukaryota, Fungi, Basidiomycota, Exobasidiomycetes, Ceraceosorales, Ceraceosoraceae. Bases 134 to 1246 code for a protein of 370 amino acids.
UAUUUAAAGGCCCUUCAGCUAGCUUUGCAUCUGCCGAAAGUUGGUUCCUCAUCCCGCGAUAGUACGCAAGGUGCCUCCAAUCUACAUCAGCACUUAGCACAUCACAACGUACACACACGGAAUUCAUCAGCAAAUGUCUAAGCUGUGGCUCAGAUUCGUCGUCACCGCUGUUUUAUGCAGCGUGAUCCUUGUCGACACAUCACACGGUCACGUAGCUGAACACAAGGCCGGCCUGAACAAGCGUGAAACUUCCUCUGGAGCUGGCGGAGGUUAUGGUGGCGGCGGUGGCGGUGGCGGUGGUUACGGUGGCGGUUACGGCGGCGGCAGCGGUGGUGGUUCGAACCCAGCUGACGCUGCCGCCUACUAUGCUAACAAGUACGGCGGCUCGGGAGGGGGCGCUGGUUUCGGAUACGGCAAGGGCUACGGGUCUGGGGCAGGGACUCAAACCUCCCAGCACGGCACGAACGGUGCUUCUAGUGCUGGCAAGACAGGCGGUGGGAGUGUGAGCACGCACGGCAAGGCUGGAAGCACUACCUCAUACUCUUCGGGAAAUUUAGGCGCCGGUAGCGACUCUGGUCACGGUGGUGCAGCAGGCUCGACCAACAAUGCCAACGCAAACAGCAACACCAAUGUUGGCUCUACCCGCGGCGGAACUGGCACAGCUACUGGAAACAAAGUCGGCGGCACUGGCAACGGAGGAAGCACAGCAAACAUUGCAACCGCCCAUCAAGGUGGUUCGAGCGGGACUAAUUUCGACUCUGAGUCAAACAAAGCCACGGGCGUAAGCACCAAAUCUGGCACGGGUCCCGCACAUGAUAGUGCUACGGGCUCCAACACGGAGAGCUCCCAGAACGCCAAGCCUACUACUAGCUCCAACACCGGAGCCUCCGGAAACGAACAAGGCACAGGCUCCAACACAAGUGUCUCUGGUAGCGUCGGAGCCAACAAUGGCAGCAAGAAUGGGUCCGCCGGUGGUGCAAACGGAUCGGGAAGCGGGUCGGGCGGUGGCGCUGGAGGGGGCGUCGGUGGAGGGAAGGCAGAGACUGGCAGCACAGCCGGCCUGUCCGUCGUCAAGACGGGACCCGGAAAAGCUGCAGGCCUGGACACGAAUUACUGGACUCCAGGAGGAGGAAAUGAAGCACACGUGUCCAUUAUCGAAGGUCCUCCAGCGGGCUUCAAAAUGUCUUGGGACAAGACUAGCGCUUUGUUCGGAAUGGGCCUUGACGAUAGCGAUCAAAGCCGGUGAGGGCGUCCGAGCUCUGAGCCCGUCUACCGAGGCCAAGAGGCUGACCCUCUUCAUAUUUGCUGGACUUUGCUUCCCUAGAGUUGUAGGUUUCAAUGCGGCUCAGUUCGACGUCACCGGCAUGACGUGGCUCUCUGUCUAUGGUUGGUGCGAGUCGCCCCAGCUCAUUGAAUACUACAUCAUUGAGAACCAUGGCGACACCAAGGCAUUCCAAGGCAAAGAGACCGUCGCGACCGCAGAGAUUGAUGGCAGUUCUUACACUUUCGUCACAAACCCGCGCACUGGGAAACCGUCGAUCAAAGGCCAAUCCACCGACUUCAUACAAUACAUCAACAUCAGAUCGGAGCCCCGAAAUCAAGGCAAAGUUAGCACGGCCAAGCAUUUUGAAAUGUGGGGCAAAGCAAAAGGCCAAAUGAGCAAGUGUUCCCAUCAAAUCGUUGCAGUUGAAGGUGUUAAUAGCUCCGGAGAGGUCACGGUUACAGUA